Molecule: messenger RNA, 2507 nt
Organism: Prunus mume (Japanese apricot)
Lineage: Eukaryota; Viridiplantae; Streptophyta; Magnoliopsida; Rosales; Rosaceae
Source: RefSeq, a predicted model, not a curated record
AUGGACUGGCUUUCUUGGCCCUAUAGUCGGGCGGCGAUACUCGCUUUUAUUGAUGUAUUUGGAACCCUGGCUUAUGUUUCUCAGACUUCUUGGAUACAAAGUGGGACGCUUCGUUAUAACAUACUCUACGGGAUGCCAAUGGACGAGAUCAAAUAUGAUAAGGCCAUAAAAGCUUGUGCACUGGAUAAGGACAUUGAUAGUUUUGACCAUGGUGAUCUUACUGAAAUAGGUCUUAGGGGGUUUAACAUGAGUGGAGGACAGAAGCAGAGGAUUCAGCUGGCUCGAGCUGUCUAUAGUGAUGCUGAUAUCUAUCUUCUUGAUGACCCCUUUAGUGCAGUGUGCGAUGCACAUACUGCUGCAAUUUUAUUUCAUGAUUGCGUCAUGGCCGCCCUAGCAAAGAAAACUGUAAUUCUGGUGACUCACCAAGUUGAAUUUAUCUCAGAAGUUGAUAAAAUUCUGGUAAUGGAGGGUGGACAAGUUACUCAAUCUGGAAGCUAUGAGAGUCUUUUGACAGUUGGAACAGCAUUUGAGCAGCUUGUGAAUGCUCAUAAAGAUGCAGUGACAACAUUGGGUCCUUCCAAUUAUCAAAGCCAAGGAGAAUCUGAAAAGGGGGAUAUGUUUCGGUGCAAGGAACCUCAUGGGGCUUACCUUACUGCAAAUAACAGUGAAGGGGAUAUUUCUGUGAAGGGUAUAGCUGGGGUGCAACUAACAGAAGAAGAAGAGAAAGAGAUUGGAGAUGUUGGAUGGAAGCCCUUUUGGGAUUAUAUAUUUGUUUCCAGAGGAACACUUCUUCUAUGGUUAGGCAUAAUAGCAGAGUCUUUUUUUAGUAGUCUUCAGGCUGCUGCAACUUAUUGGCUAGCUCCAGGCAUUCAAAUUCCUAAACUCAUUGGUGUUUAUGCUGCAAUUUCAGCACUUACUGCUGUCUUUGUAUAUCUUAGGUCAUUUUUUGCUGCCCAUAUGGGAUUGAAAGCUUCUAGAGCCUUUUACUCUGGUUUCACUGAUGCUAUCUUCAAGGCUCCCAUGCUGUUCUUUGACUCAACUGUAGGGAGGAUUUUAAUACGAGCUUCAUCAGACUUAAGUAUUUUGGAUUUUGACAUACCUUUCUCCAUUAUCUUUCUUUUGGCUUCUUGUACUGAACUGCUGGUAACGAUUGGAAUUAUGGCUUCUGUCACAUGGGAAGUUGUCAUUGUAGGCAUUCUUGCAAUGGUUGCUACAAAAUAUGUUCAGGACUAUUAUCUAGCCUCUGCAAGGGAACUAAUAAGGAUCAAUGGAACAACCAAAGCUCCUGUUAUGAACUAUGCAUCAGAGACAUCACUCGGAGUUGUCACUAUAAGAGCCUUUAAGAUGGCGGACAGGUUCUUCCACAACUACUUAGAGCUAGUUGACACAGAUGCCAGAUUGUUCUUUCAUUCUAAUGCAACGAUGGAAUGGUUAAAUUUAAGGACUGAAACACUUCAGAAUCUGACCCUUUUCACAGCUGCUUUUUUCGUUGUUUUACUUCCUAAGGGUUAUGUUGCACCAGGGCUUGUGGGGCUGUCUCUUUCUUAUGCUUUAUCACUAACAGCAACACAACUUUUUGCAACUCGAUGGUAUUGCAGCUUAUCCAACUACAUUAUCUCGGUUGAAAGGAUAAACCAAUUCAUGCAAAUUGCACCAGAGCCUCCUGCAAUUGUGGAGGACAAGAGGCCAGCAUCUUCAUGGCCUCCGAAGGGUAGGAUAGAGCUGCAUUCUCUGGAGAUCAAAUAUCAUCCAAAUGCUCCGCUAGUUCUCAAGGGAAUUACUUGCACAUUCAAAGAAGGCAAGAGAGUAGGAGUUGUGGGAAGAACAGGAAGCGGAAAAACUACACUCAUAAGUGCUUUGUUUCGCUUAGUAGAGCCGGCCAGUGGUAAAAUCAUUAUAGAUGGACUUGACAUCUCCUCUAUGGGUCUAAAAGACUUGAGAAUGAAGCUCAGCAUCAUCCCUCAAGAACCAACUCUUUUCAGGGGAAGCAUCCGAACCAACUUGGAUCCACAUGACAAAAUAUGGAGGGCUCUAGAAAAGUGUCAGCUCAAGGCAACAGUCAGCAAGCUACCUAGUCUGCUAGACUCAUCCGUGAGUGAUGAAGGGGAAAAUUGGAGCGCCGGACAAUGCCAGCUCUUUUGCCUUGGCAGAGUCCUUCUCAAGAGGAACAGAAUUUUAGUUCUAGAUGAGGCUACGGCGUCCAUUGAUUCUUCGACAGACGCAGUUCUGCAGAGAAUCAUCAGGCAGGAAUUUGCAGAAUGCACAGUGAUAACUGUAGCUCACAUAAUUCCAACCGUUAUCGACAGUGACAUGGUCAUGGUCCUUUCCUAUGGGAAGCUGGUGGAGUAUGAAGAGCCUUCAAAGCUCUUGGAUACAAACUCCUACUUCUCCAAGCUUGUAGCUGAAUAUUGGUCAAGCUGCAAGAGAAACUGAUGCCAAAAUGUCAACAAGUUUGACAGUAUAAUAAGAAGCAUCAAUCUCGACUGAAACCAUCCUAAUGCUUGGAU